ACUUACCGAACUGAAUAAAUUGUAUGUCUUUUAAUAUUUGCAUAGUUUCAUACUCUUUGAGGGUCCAGCGCUAACUUACUGUUUUUUCAAUAGGUCCACCCAACGAAACAAUGGACUACACUGAAGGACCAUUUUCGUGUCCCAAGUGUAGCGCUAGCUAUAAGUUCAAGACCUCAUGGUACAACCACAUGAAACUACACUCCGGUCAAUCAUGGGACCACGCAAAUCGCACGCAGCGCUUCUCGUGUCCUGUUUGUGGCCUUAGCUAUAAGCACAAGACCAACAUGUACAACCACAUGAAAAUACACCUCGGUGAAACCUAUUGUCAGAUAUGCGACAAAGCUUGCUCAAAUCGAGGGAAUUACAGGAGGCACAUGAUUAUGGUCCA
Messenger RNA from Bemisia tabaci, 388 nucleotides. The record is from RefSeq and is a predicted model, not a curated record. NCBI's taxonomy places the organism in Eukaryota, Metazoa, Arthropoda, Insecta, Hemiptera, Aleyrodidae.